AUGAAUGAUGAAAAUUAAUAAGACUUGAUAAUUGUCAAAUCUCAAGGUCCUACUGCUUAGAAUUUAAGAUAUUUAGUUUAGGUGGAUUAAGGCCACCAUGGUUCCAAUUCUAGUACAGGUGAUGGUUUAUUUAGUGAACCAUAAAAUAAUGAUAACUAAUAAAAUGAUGAAAAAAUAGAAAGCUACACUGAUUCAAAUAAUACGACUGAAUAAAAUUCUCUUAAAAUAGAAAAAAAUUAAUAAAUAGGAAGAAAAUUAGAUAUUUUUUGCACGUUUUUCUUUGAUGACUAUAGAAAAAAAAAAGGUUAUUUAAACUCAAUGCCAUUUUACAAUAAGAAUGAUCAAAGAAAUAUAUCAAAAUAAGACUUCUACUUUUUGAUUAAAUAAUUUGAGAUACCUGAAGAUUUUGAUACUUAUUUUUAAAAAUGGAAAAACAACAAUGAAAAUUCGUGCUAAAAAAAAAAAAAAUAACAUAUUUCAAAGGGGUAAGGAGAAAGACAUGAUAAAAAAAAAUUUAAACAAUUUGAGAUAUUUAUGAACCAUUGCUAAAAUAUUAAUAAUUUAGAUGAAUUUAAGAGAGCAUAAGUAGUGAUUAAUGAAAGAAAUAAAAAUUAUGUUGAACACAUGAGAAUAUUUUGCUAAACAGAUCACAUACCUAUUAUGAAAACUAAAAAAAUAAAGAAAAAUAAAGAAAAGUAUGAAGAUGGUCAAUACUUUAUUAAUAAUUUAAUUUAAACAGAAUUAUUAGACAAUCCUGAAAAAUUAAUAUGA
This is a messenger RNA of Tetrahymena thermophila SB210, 771 nucleotides long. RefSeq lists its product as hypothetical. The transcript has a single exon. Lineage: Eukaryota; Ciliophora; Oligohymenophorea; Hymenostomatida; Tetrahymenidae. The record is from RefSeq and is a predicted model, not a curated record.